AUGGCUGUCUACACCAAUACAUACACCCCUACCCCGCCGCCUGCUGAAUUGCCGACAGACAUUCAUCUCCACACCAAGCCGGAGGAGUAUGAUUUCAACUUUUGCUUUCCUGUUCAGCUCCUCAAGUCGGACAAGGUGGAGUUGAGACCUAUGGUGCCUUUUUUACAUGCCGAGUUGUAUUUUGAAGGCGUAAGCAAGUAUCCAGAGCUGUUCAAAUGGAUACCUGCCUUUCCUGCAAAGACCUUGCAAGAAGGGCUCGUCUUUAUGGAGGAACACUGGAGACAACCCUCCGAUACGCUCUCGUAUGCUAUAUUCACCGAACCGCCCGGGUCCACAAACAAAGUCGAAGCGGAAUACUAUGUCUAUGCUGGGAGUAUCGCUGUGGCGGGGUGUAGUGAGGAACAGAUGAUGGCUGAGGUGGGGUAUGUCACUGUUUUGCCGCCUUUCCAUCGUACGCAUGUCCACACGCACGCUACGGGCCUGCUUUUACACUACAUCCUCGACCUUCCUUCCCAAGGCGGUCUCGGUCUGCGCAGAUGCCAGUGGCUCUGCAACUCGUUGAACGAACCGAGCAAGUCGGGGGCUUUACGGAUGGGCUUUGAGCAUGAAGGGGUGCUGAAGGCCUAG
Molecule: messenger RNA, 627 nt
Organism: Cryptococcus amylolentus CBS 6039
Lineage: Eukaryota; Fungi; Basidiomycota; Tremellomycetes; Tremellales; Cryptococcaceae
Exons: 4
Coding region: 1-627 (208 amino acids)
Molecular function (GO): protein-N-terminal-alanine acetyltransferase activity; protein N-terminal-serine acetyltransferase activity
Source: RefSeq, a predicted model, not a curated record